GCGUGUUUGGGGCAGCCGACGAGACGAUGGGCAUCGUGCGCUGCGUCUUCUGCCAGAGGGACAAGCGGAUCUCGGGGGUCGGGGAGACCGACGUCCGCGACAUGCGCUUCUGCUGCCAGCCCUCGUGCUUCAAGGCCUACCACAGCCGCGGCAACUUCGUGGACCUCCGCCACCGCGAACUCGUGGCACCGCAUGUGAUCAUGGCCGACAUGGCCAAGGAGCGCCGAGAAGCCUUGGGCAUCGACGAGCCGCGUGCGCCGUCGACCGCGCCCAUUAUGGCGCCGCCGGUGGUGACUGCGCCGGCGACGGCCUACGUGCCUAUCGCGCCCGAGCCCCAGUAUGCAGUCGAUGCGUCCGGUCGUGUUAUUGGGCGAAAUCGUCAUGUUGUCGACGAGCCAUUCAUCUCGGGCGGCCCCAUGUACCAGUCGCGCCACUUGUCUUCGAUGGGUGACUUUGCCAAGCGCGAUGGUCCGCCGACCAACGCCCCGCCGCCGCUCUGGAAGCAGCGGACAUACGUCGCAUCCCUGGACCGGUUUCGACGCAGCCUCGAGACCGACGACGAGCAUGUGUUGCGCAUCGACUUGACGCCAGCGUACUCAAGCAAGCCUCAUGGCCGUGUGGAGGACGCCGAGAUGGACUGUCUCCUGCGCUGCCUCGAAGGGACGUCGUCGCUCACGGUCCUCAAAGGCCUCGUGUCAGGUCUCAACAUUGAGCUCUGGACCGUCAUCAACUUUCUCGACAGCUGCUCCCCGAACCUCCACUGGUCGUUCUCGCACUUCAAGCUCUACAAGUCGACGGAGCUUCCGCCGAAAGGGUCGACGUCCCCACUGUACUACGCCGGCGACAUUCAGCUCUCGAUCGUCGAGUUUCGCAAGUACAUCAUUGCGACGCAGCGCGCGCCGCCCUCCGUGGUCCACGUUGUCGACGUCAACAACAAGUCGUGGUCCAUUGGCCUCCACGAAGUGCUUGCGCUCAGUGGCCUCAACCUCGACCUGUUCUGCGGCGAGAUGGCGUCGGAUCUGAGUCGGCAGUUUGCGUGGCCCAACAUUUUGCCGGGUGGCGCAGACUGCUAUCUGCAGAACCUCCCGGCGUCGUAUCGCCACGAACGCUUCGCUCCGCGCAUGUACUGCAGCUUUGCGGGCCACCGGUCUGCGCUCUUCCAGGCGGGCAACGGCUCGACCGACAUUGCGUACCAAGUGCUCCACGGCGAGCUCGAGCUCAUUGUGUUUGAUCAAUACCCGCCGUCCGCGUGCCUCCGCCUCCUCGACUUCCUCGACCGGAUGGGCUACCAGCCCCAUCGGCGCGCCGAGAUGCUCGACAAGUACCUCGACAACCUCCAUAAGUUGGGGUACACCUCGCGCAAGGUGCGGCUGCAGCCCGGCGAGUACCUCCACAUCAACCGCGGUCGACUGCACAUGUGGCGCAGCGUCCACGAUCCGGACACGGCCCAGCGCGGCUUCUCGAUGUUUCUGAGUUGGGAGUGGGCGUACCAAGGCGUCACGGGUGGCGGCAUCGCCGACUCGAUCGCGUACUCGCUGCAACGCCUCCAGCGACCCAGCACCGAGGCGCGGCCCAUGUCGUACGUGUGGGACCCGCGGCCGUGCGUCCUCGAAGCGGUCCGGCGUCUCGUCGCUGCCGUGCGGUCAGGCCGCCGGUCGCCUGCGACCAUGUUGCGACUUGCGUCGCUGCGCAGUGCCUUCAAAGCAAUCCUCCAAGAGGAGCAACGCAUGCAGAGCGACGGCGACGAUUCGUGGUUUGUCCACGAACGUCACAGCGACAGCCACGUCACGCACAAUGUCGACCUCCACGCCCGCCCCGACCAGCUCCUCUGCACCCUCUGCCGGAUGGAGCUUGGCAACAGCUACAAGCAGUGCCUCGGGUGCAUGAUUUUGGCCAAAACGCCGGCGAGCGGCGUGCCACUCCCGCCGUUCAAGCUCUGCAUGAGCUGCUUUGUCGCGGACGCCGACCACCACGUGACGUUCGAGCACCACAACGGCCUCCGGUCGGGCUUUGGCCACACGGGCGCGCUUCUGCACUCGAAGCAGUACCGCACCAACCCGCAUGCGGUCGAGUGCAACUGCAAUGGCGGUAGCAAGCUCUGUCCGGUCUGCGACGGCUGCGACGCGUGCGCGUGCAUUUGCCACACGAUGUUUCAGACGCGGUACCGCGCGUUGCGACCAGACGAGCUUGUGCAGCUCUACGGCGCCGUCUCGACCCUUCUGCAAGCCAACACGAGCACGCUCCCGAUGAGCACGGUAGCGCGGCUCAACUAAGUGAUCCGUGGAUGAUCUUUUUGCAUUUGCUAUAUGCGAGUGUUGCGUCGUGGGCCGGGCGGUGGGGACGCCACAUCCCUUCUCCUUCGCAUGGACACGCGUCGUUGCACAUCGUCCUACUCCUGUGUCAAGAGUCAGAAGGUGGCGCUACUUCCUGCAAUGUCUAAGAACUGAUUUGAGAUGGCCGUGACGUGGCGGCACGAGGACGCGUUGGUACAUGUAGAUAGAACCAGAAACCUGCAGGAUUAUU
Messenger RNA from Saprolegnia diclina VS20, 2523 nucleotides. RefSeq lists its product as hypothetical. The record is from RefSeq and is a predicted model, not a curated record. Bases 27 to 2273 code for a protein of 748 amino acids. Lineage: Eukaryota; Oomycota; Saprolegniomycetes; Saprolegniales; Saprolegniaceae. The transcript has 9 exons.